This is a messenger RNA of Geodia barretti, 2051 nucleotides long. The record is from the annotation of a GenBank genome assembly. Lineage: Eukaryota; Metazoa; Porifera; Demospongiae; Tetractinellida; Geodiidae.
GCGUCUUCUCCGUCUGACAUGCUUCCUAGUGCUCCUCUCUACGAACUUCGAACUCUCGGUUAAAACUAUCCCCGCCCACUUCUCGUAUGCGCAUGCGUGUCACGGUAAUCACAAGAGCAGAUCGACAAGCUAGCGUUUUGUCUGUGGAGCUUUGAGGUGAAAAAGUGCCAGUGUCGCCAUGGUGGAACAGCCAUACGCCACCAUCAGGAGCACCCUGGCCUCGGGGGUGGAGUACGACCAGUACUGGGAAAGGGCGGAGCAAGAGUACCUACAGCACGUCGUCACUCAACUAGAGUCGGAGAGAAAGGAGACGGCCGAAAAGUACAGCAAACGCCGUCGUGAGGUGAUCUGGAUGGAAGUCAUGAACGAACGCAUCGACCAGGGCGGCCACUAUCUCAACUCUUUCACAGUCGCCACCAACAAGAAGAAGGGCUUCUUUUAUUCCUGGCUGUACCUCUACAUGUUCUCAAUCGCCUACGAUGAACUUAUGAAACUAGCAUGAUUAACUCUACACGCCAUUGGCUAAUUUUUAGAUACCACACUUACGUGUGUAUUGUGUAUAUAUACCCCAGUUGUUGGUUUUAUCAACUUUCAAUUGUGCAAUGAUAACAUUUACAUACCUUAUGGAAAUGAGGGUUGGGACAGGUGACACAAAAGGACAGGUUUAAUAUAUAUAAUAGAGACAGGAACACAGGAGUAAAAUAUAUAGUUUGUGCAAAAAUGAGAUAUAAUAAUCAUACAAGUGCAGUUGUCUUGUAAGUCAGUUUUAUUCGGUGUGAGGAGCUCGCGAGGGAUAAUGAUGGGAUCAUGUGCAGGUCACAUGACGUGUGGCAUCAGUUGAAGGUGGUACCGGGAACAUUGGCUCGACGUUGUACGGAGGGGGUGGGCUGGGCAACUGACGAGCAUAGCUAAGCAGCAACUAUAAGAAGGCAGUUAAGUUAGCUAUAUUAUAUCCAUAUUCUCAUUCCGAUAUCACAAGCUGUCCAAUUAAAAACAAUGCAUCUUUGACAUUAUUUUAGUACUUCAAAAAUGACAAACCCAUGUUUAGCCGUAGUCAACAAAAUCGCUAAAGUAUGUACAUAUAAUAUAGUCCUGAUGUUUAAUAUACCUGAUGGAGGAAGAUGUACUGUACUUCAGUCUGAACCAUUCCUCCUCUGUCUUGCCUCAAGGUGGACACAAUCUUCAAAAUGUCGACUUGUCCCUCCUUCUCCAACUGAGUCAUCCCCAUAUCGGCUCCGAUGAACACCCCCGUCCGUCCAAUACCGGCACUGUGUGCGCAGUAUUGAGGGAGAGAGAGAGAGAGGUUACCUUAAUGGAUACGACAACAAUAUGCAUUUCAUCAAGUUUCUGAAUUUAGUUGCUACAGUUCCUCUCUCUUCUUUCACUGAUAUAUAUAUUCACGUGCUUUGUUUAUUGAGUGCAGGAAGUAAAGAUAGAAAGGAAAUGAUGUGAAUCACACACACACACACAAUAAGCCUGAAAGAGAGGCCUUAUAUCACCAGUACCCUACCACUGAGUUCCUGGAAAUUUGCCGGGCCGCUACACAAUGGAAUGUAGAGCAUCCCCCAGUAUAUUACACCAGGUCCACAUGUUUCUCACAAACAAAGUCAAAACAUCAUAAUAAUUAUGCAUACUGUACUCCCUAUCUCCUAUUAGCCAGAUGUAAAUUUAACUGUGGGUUAAAGGCAGCUAGCUCUCACCCAUGAAACAUCGUCUGGGGUAAUAAUAAUAAUAUUGUACUACGUGAUUAGUAGAAGAGAGAACCAAGUGUCCCUCAUAGAGCAGCUACGAUAUUCAUGACGCGCCCACCUGCAGUGGACGAUGAUUGGGGCGGGGAUAUCCUGGGCGUGGCUACGGAUGUGGGAGAGGAACUGGAGGGCGGGCUCCGUGGAGGAAGGUACGCCGUGGUCUGGCCACGCCGUGAACCAGAAAUGAGUCACCUCACGAGAGACCAGUUUCUGCAGACAAACGGCAUUUUACAUAUAUACAGCUUCAGCCGGUUCUUCUAUCAUUAUAAACAAUCGUUACUUCUCAAAAAAGGACAUAUGACG